Messenger RNA from Effrenium voratum, 732 nucleotides. The record is from the annotation of a GenBank genome assembly. Lineage: Eukaryota; Dinophyceae; Suessiales; Symbiodiniaceae.
AUGCGCUUGCUGCCAGCGACCCCGAAGGUGCAGAGCCGCAAUACCACGAUGACCAGCCAGAACUCGAUGCCGCAGUCCGUGCAAAGCGUCCGCGAUGUAGUCGACGUCUUGGAGUUCGAACGGCAGCGAAGUCAGAACUCCAAGCCAGGUAUUGCCACCGUCGCAGCAAAGAACCUGCAGAUCACAGCGAAAAUUCCGGAGGACGAGUCAUGCUGCGUGGUGCUGUCUGUGGACGAUGACCUCGUGAAUCAGCAGGUGAUGAAGUCAUUGCUGGCUUCCUCACCCUACGACCUGAAGGUGGCCGUGCACGGCGGCGAGGCGCUGAACUUCCUCAGGGAGAACCCUCUGCCUGCCCUGGUGCUGCUGGAGGUGAUGAUGCCAGGACUGUCUGGGACUGAUGUCCUGCGGACGUUGCGCAAGAGCUAUCCAGCAGAAAUCCUGCCAAUCAUUAUGGUCUCGGCCAAAGGGGACAAAGACACGAUUGUGCGGUGCUUGAAGAUUGGCGCCAACGACUUCGUGCAGAAACCGUUUGGCCAGGCUGAGGUGAUCGCGCGGAUUGAGUUGCAGCUGAAGCUCACCAAAGCGUACAGGCAUCCGAACACUUGGAUGCGGCCUGCCAAGCCAAAGGAGAAGGUCAUAGCGCCCGAGUUCUUCCAGGGCGUGCUGCCGGAUGACUUGGUCUCGGCCUUGUUGGAUGCCUCUAAGAAGAGCGCGAGCAGCACAGCGAAGGAG